Molecule: messenger RNA, 1609 nt
Organism: Salarias fasciatus (jewelled blenny)
Lineage: Eukaryota; Metazoa; Chordata; Actinopteri; Blenniiformes; Blenniidae
Product: phospholipid phosphatase 1-like
Exons: 6
Coding region: 365-1222 (285 amino acids)
Biological process (GO): phospholipid metabolic process; signal transduction; phospholipid dephosphorylation
Cellular component (GO): plasma membrane
Molecular function (GO): phosphatidate phosphatase activity
Source: RefSeq, a predicted model, not a curated record
CCGCAGCCGGUGGCAGGCAGCCUCCGGAGCUCGCGCUGUUAUGAUGGUGUGCGAGCAGUGGAACGGGUGAGAGGCUCCUUCACGUGUGUCCUGGUGUUUUUAGACUAGCUUUAGUCUCUAGUUUGGGUGUUUUGACCUAGAGUAGGCCACAUUCCUUUUUUUUACCCUAAAAAAAAACAAAAAACAAAAACUCCCCGGUUAAGGACAAUGACUCUGGUAUGCUUUGAUUUUGUGCCGCAAUAGCGAGACAUGUGCGGCAGAGUGUGUGCGCCUCGUCCCUCCGCCGCUGUGUAGACGGGACGGUCCCAGUCCGGACCGGACUUUUUUUACAGAGACAGACGCCAGAAGAAGAAGGACGCGCAACAUGUUUGAAGGCUCGGGGAUCCCUCUCAUCCUGCUGGACAUUACCUGCCUCGUCCUCGUGGGACUUCCAUUUUUUAUCCUCACGCCUCAACACAACCCCUUCAAACGAGGUUUCUUCUGUAACGAUGAGUCCAUCAGAUACCCCCUCAAAGAGGACACCAUCUCCUACCAGCUGCUGGGUGGAGUCAUGAUCCCGUUCACUCUGAUUGUCAUUGUCUGUGGGGAGUGCCUUUCUGUUUACAUGUCCCGCGUCAAGAACCAGUCGUUGGGGAAAAAGUACGUUUCGUGCGUCUACAAAGCCAUAGGAAGCUACGUGUUCGGAGCCGCCGCCAGCCAGUCUCUCACUGACAUCGCCAAGUACUCCAUCGGCCGACUGCGACCGCACUUCCUGGCCGUGUGCAAGCCGGCGUGGGACCGCAUCAACUGCAAGGCUGGUGGAUACAUCGAGAACUUCACCUGCACCGGAGAUAAGUUCCUUGUGGACGAGGCCAGACUGUCAUUCUACUCUGGACAUUCAUCCUUCUCCAUGUACUGCAUGCUGUUCCUUGUUCUCUACAUUCAAGCCAGACUGCUGUCGAAGUGGGCGAGGCUCCUGCGACCCACCCUCCAGUUCUUCCUGAUCGCCACGGCGGUGUACGUGGGCCUGUCCCGGGUGUCGGACUACAAACACCACUGGAGUGACGUGCUGGCCGGCCUCCUGCAGGGCGGAGCAGUUGCUGUCCUCACAGUUUACUGCGUGUCGAACUUCUUCGAGCAGCCGGUGGAGCCGGUGGUGUCGCAGGAGGAGGAGGAGGAAGCCUCACAGACCAGUUUACAGGAUAACCCCUCCAACGGGAACCACUACGGCAGCACUGACUGAAUCCGAGAUCCGCUGCUGGUUCCCUGCCUGCAUGUCUCCAACCGGGCUUGCCCUCGUGAAUUCAUGGCUGCAGCCUGCGGGCUUUAGCUGCCGCCUUUGGAGUGUUUGAGAAAAAUAAAAACGAUUUAUGGGCUGUAAAGUGCACUACAGAAGACGGUGAUACACUGGGAUGUUAAGCAGCUGAAGAUCCUGACCGGUUCUGCUCGAAAGCCCAUGCAACACAUCUGAUUUUAGAGUGACCAAAAGAAAAAAGAAAAGAAGUGGCAGCAUGUUUCGUCGACCUUUAAUGAGCUAUUUUUACAGCGAGCGUGGUGGAAAUGUGGUUCUAUAUGUAUAUUGGUCUGAUGUUGAAGUUUUGAAUGAAUGAAAUUCAUUUUGCCCAGAAUA